AUGGGAAAAUUUGUGCCUUAUGUUUUACCAAUUAUUUUAACAGUAUUUGUUGCCCAAACUGCUGCCCUUUGGUGUUAUCAAUGUGUUUCUACACAGCCUGGAUGUGGUACACCCUUUAAUUGGUUAUUUCACUGGACUAAAGUGUGUCCCGAGGAUGAUGAUGUUUGUGUGAAAAUUCUUGAACAAAAAGAUGGUGAAACUGUGAUAACAAGAGAUUGCCUCAGCUCUAUGAAAGGUAUUAGAACAGAUAUUCCAGCAGAUCAUUAUGAAGGUUGUAGGCCUGCAGCUGUAGAUGUUAAAUUAGCCAAUUAUGUGAAUAAUUCAGUGAAGGAAUUGGAUAUUUAUGAUAAAUAUUAUGACAACACAACUUGGUGCUUCUGCUUUUUGGAUCAUCGAUGCAACAGCGGCAUUUCAUUCAAAUCGUCAUGGAGUUUUGUAGCCUUAAGUACAAUUUUAGCGUUAUAUCAACUGAUUUGA
This is a messenger RNA of Diabrotica balteata, 477 nucleotides long. Lineage: Eukaryota; Metazoa; Arthropoda; Insecta; Coleoptera; Chrysomelidae. The record is from the annotation of a GenBank genome assembly.